CGCGCGCAGCCGCUGGCGCCGGGGAGCGCCCGCGCGGGCAGAGGUGCGGGGCGCACCUGGGGGAGGGUGCAGCGGGAGGGCGGGAGGCGGCGGACCCCGCUUCCCCGCCCGCCCUUCGCCGGCUUCCGGGGCUGGAAUCCGCGUCAGACCCCUGCCCGCGUCUUGGCUUCAGGCCGGCCUCUCCCGCGCUCUCCCCCGGUAGCAACGAGAGUCCACCCCGGGCUCCGGGGCCUUGAUUUGAAGAGAUCGACGAAAACAUCGGUCUCCCUUCGGGUACAGGUCUGUCGCCCAAUCCAUCCCGAACCGCAGAUGACUGCAGGGUGCGUGCGGGGCUGUGGGUGGCGGGAAGACAAACUUUUACAGAAGUGCGCCGGGGCAGGGGGACCACGCGUAGGGCGUCCCGACAGUGAAGGAGCAGGCUCGGCUCCGGGCUGCGGAGGGGAACCCCGCUCCGUCGGCCAGGUCGCCGCGGGGACUGUUGAUGCUUCGUGCAGGGAGAGGGUGUGUGAAGGACGUACAAAUCCUGUCGAACCCCUGGGCCAACAACUGUCAAACAUCUGGAAUCCCAGCCCCCCUCCCUUUCCCUGCUGGAAGAGGAGGAAGGUGAAAACCCUUCGACUUUCCUUUAACUGCUCCUCCCUGCCUUCGGAUCCCUCCGGAAGCGUAAAGGGCAGAGCCCCGGCUCCUGGCAAGAAGAAACAUGAGGUUCCCCUGGAAAUGAUUCAAGAGGAAGAUGGAAGGGGCUGUCUAAAAGAGAUUGAAAGCUACAGACCGCAAGACUGGGGCCAGAGGGCUGGCAGUGGAAAACCCUGUUGGGUUGUGAUCUCUCACUGAAAAGUCCCAGUUGCCUUUUUGCUUCCUGCAGAAGGAAGGAAGAGAAGGAGAAGACCAUGUCCAUAGCCUUGAAGCAGGUGUUCAACAAGGACAAGACUUUCCGACCAAAGAGGAAAUUUGAACCCGGCACGCAGAGGUUCGAACUCCACAAACGGGCUCAGGCAUCCCUCAACUCAGGUGUGGAUCUGAGGGCAGCCGUGCAGCUGCCGAGCGGGGAGGACCAGAACGACUGGGUGGCGGUGCACGUGGUGGACUUCUUCAAUCGGAUCAACCUCAUCUACGGUACCAUCUGUGAGUUCUGCACUGAGCGGACCUGCCCUGUGAUGUCAGGGGGCCCCAAAUAUGAGUAUCGGUGGCAGGAUGACCUCAAGUACAAGAAGCCGACCGCGCUGCCAGCCCCCCAGUACAUGAACCUUCUCAUGGAUUGGAUCGAGGUUCAGAUCAACAACGAGGACAUAUUUCCAACAUGUGUGGGUGUCCCCUUCCCAAAGAACUUCCUGCAGAUCUGCAAGAAGAUCCUGUGCCGCCUCUUCCGAGUCUUCGUCCACGUCUACAUCCACCACUUCGACCGGGUCAUUGUGAUGGGCGCAGAGGCCCAUGUCAACACCUGCUACAAACAUUUCUAUUACUUCGUCACAGAGAUGAACCUCAUAGACCGCAAGGAGCUGGAGCCCUUGCAGGCAUCGCCAGUCCAUUUCACAGAUGAGAAUGUUGGGGGCCCAUUCAUUGCUGGAGUAGACAAAUGUUUAUCUGUCAUCACUUGUCAGGACUGGGAACACAGCAGCAGACAGCAGACACAGCCCCUUUCUCCAUGGAUUUUACAGGAUCUUACAAGGGAUGGAGCCAGGAGGCAGGAAUGGAACAGAAAGAGAUGACGAGCAGGAUGUGUCACUAACGCCCCAUCUUACCCUAUGGAAGAAAGAGGAAAGCGGUUUCCUCCUGGAGUCCCGGGCGGGCAGGAGGGAGACCUCCCUGGCUGAAAAGGCGCACCUACUUCCAGGAGCAGGCAAGCCGGAGACCAGCGGUGACUUCCAAGAAAUGUUCCCCGCUCACUUCGUGUGCUCUUAACCCUCUGAGUGCUGCUAGCCGUGACCUGUGGACCCGGGAGAGAAGGACGGCCCCUCAUCCAUCCUGGAGGAAGGAAGCCUCUGCUCUUAAUGUGCAUGUCGCAGUUCUGCCUGUGACCUGCCACCGAAGCUUUACUGGAAUUCAGGUUUUGAGACUGAGAUUCGUAUUUGUACUUUUGCACUUACCUGUCUUGUCAGCUGGCUGCCUUUUCUGCAAUGUGUUUUCUAAGUACCCAGUGAAUUUUGGAACUUUGGAUGCAUAGCCAGUUUUUCUCUAACAAGCCUUCUUGUGCGGCCCCCGCAGGCUCCAACCCUGAUGCCGUGGUCUUGGCGGGGGGAUCUGAGGCCCGUUCUGCAGCACCAGUUCAAUUUCCCCCAUAAACAGUUUUACCAGGGACCGCUCCACGGGCUGGCUUAUCUCUGCCCCAAACAGGGUCUGCACACUUUCACUGCAGGGAAGAGACUGGUCUCUAGCCGAAGGCUAACUAGUUACCAGUUCACCCUGAACAGAAUGUGUUUUUUAUAACCACACCAUUCCUGUCUCUUCCGUUCAAGUUAUUUUUUUCCUGUUUCUCCGAAGAGAGAAAUAAAAGGAAGUUAUAAAUGACCAAGAAUGAUCAGCAGAAGCCCUGAGCCAGAUGAGUGCAGUGUUUGUUCGUUAUUAAA
Molecule: messenger RNA, 2567 nt
Organism: Hippopotamus amphibius kiboko
Lineage: Eukaryota; Metazoa; Chordata; Mammalia; Artiodactyla; Hippopotamidae
Gene: MOB3B
Product: MOB kinase activator 3B
Exons: 5
Coding region: 891-1709 (272 amino acids)
Biological process (GO): positive regulation of protein phosphorylation; signal transduction
Cellular component (GO): nucleus; cytoplasm
Molecular function (GO): protein kinase activator activity
Source: RefSeq, a predicted model, not a curated record